UCUCAGCGCAGCCUGGGAAACCCCCGUGGUGGUGCGUAGUCACAGACGCGCUCCGACGGCCAGCCCGGGCACAGCACAGAGGCGUGAGUGACGAGCCCCACAACGUCCCUCUGAGGUCCUGUCAGGUCGUCCUCUGUACCCCGUCCACCGUGGAUCGAUCCACAUGUCGUUUGGUGCACGUUCUGCCUGACGUGGGGUCAUAUGUGUCUCUUUCGGGAGGCGAGCCUGCCCGCAUACGGCGGAUUAGCCAGUCUGGUGCUAGCCUGCUGGAGCUAGGCGGCUGAAGCUAGCCUACUGGAGAUACCGUUCCGGAGCUAGCCUACUGGAGCUAACCUGCCGGAGCUAGCCUGCUACAGUUUGUGUGUGUGUAUUUAGCCGUUCGCUAGCCUGUCGCUAGCCUACUAUUGCUACUUUGUACAAGUGUAGCUGCUAGCUAGCCUGUCAGCUAACCACCAGCACCAUCUAACGUGAGACGGGUUGUUCGGCGUGACACCGGCGGGGAUGAUCCACGCACCAUGCACACUGCGGCGGCUCCUGACGUGUGUCUGAACUGAACCCCGCGUAAGACCCCCGGCCAGGCUCGCCCACGGCGUUAGACCCGACGUGGAGCAUGCAGCCAUGAGCUCUUCCCUGUGGAGCCAGGAGAAGCCCAGCGCGGGCUUCAGGGAGGACUGGCGCUUCUACAUGGUGGUGACGGAGUGCGUGGUGGAGAAGCCUCCGCAGAAGACCCUGCGCAUCCCCCGCGGCAGCCUGGGGCAGGCCUGCCAGGAGCGCAACAACCUGGGCCGCACGCUACCCCCCAGCAAGGGCAAGAGGAGCCUGCGCAUCUUGGACCAGACCAACGUGGUGCUCAGCCUGGACGAGCGGGACGUCCUGGAGCUGGACGAGAAGCUGGCCGAGAUGCUGUUCCCCAUCACCAACUGCGAGGAGCGCUACGCCCUGCUAUGCAACAACCCGCGGCUGGAGCGCGCCCGCAUCAUCGACUGCGGCUCGAAGGUGCACGUUCUGCUGCGCUCCGGCGACGAGCCGCUGCCCGGGGUGGUGCGCUUCAAGGGCUCGCUGCUGCCCGACCGCGCCAUCUCGGGGGUCUGGUUCGGAGUGGAGCUGCUGGAGGAAGGGCGUGGCCAGGGCUUCACGGAGGGCUCCUACCAGGGCCGCCAGCUGUUCCGCUGUGAGGAUGAGUGCGGCGUGUUCGUGGCCCUGGACAAGCUGGAGCUGUGGGAGGACGAGGAGGAGGAGCACGGCGAGCUGGAGGUGGACCACGUCGCCCUGGUGGAGGAGGAGCAAGACUACCCGCCCCUGGACAUCAACUCCAGGGUCCUGGUGCAGACCAGAGAGGGGCCCGAGAGGGGCACCAUCAUCUUCUGCGACCUGUUGCCUGACAACGAAAGCCUGGGCUACUAUGUGGGCGUCGACAUGGACAAUCCCAUCGGGGACUGGGACGGCGUGUUUAAGGGGAAGCUGCUGUGUAACUUCGCCAGCCUGGAGCACACCCUCCUGGUGCCCAUCUGUGACGUGAUGCCAGAAUAUUCCAUGCAGGACCAAAGGCUGCAAAAGCACAGUUUUGCCCCCAAAGGCAGCAUCAGUGACAAGUCCUCCUCUGGCCAAAGCAGACCAAAGAGCAAAGGCUUAGGUCACCAGUGUGGCAGUAGAAGCAAGUCUGAGUUUUACUAUACUUUAAAUGGCAGCUCUGUUGACCCCCCUUGCCAGCCCAAAUCCAAAAGCACAUGGUACAUUGAUGAAGUCGGAGAGGACCCUGCUAAGUCUCUCACGGACACGCCCCCGGACUUCAGCCAGGCCUCGCCGCCCUCCAGGGUGCCGGCGCCCGGCUCGCUGUCCAGCGAUAACAAGUUCCACUCGCUGCCCUUCAGCCUGAACCGCAAGCCGGGGCCCAAUGGCAGCAUAAGCCAGGGGCCAAACUCCCUGUCGGUGGGGUCGGUGAUGGGCGAGCAGCCCGACCUGCCGCCGCAGUCCAUCGGGGCCCCGCCCUCCUCGCCGCGGCCUUCCACGCCGCCGCGCGGCCAGCCGGGCCUGGAGGUGGGCUCGCUGGUGGAGGUGAAGGAGAACCCCCCUCUGUGCGGGGUGAUCCGCUGGGUGGGGCUGCCCCCCGGGCUGCUGGAGCCCCUGGCUGGCCUGGAGCUGGAGGAAGAGUGCGUGGGGUGUACCGACGGGACCUUCAAGGGCACGCGAUACUUCACCUGCCCCCCCAAGAAGGCCCUGUUCGUCAAGCUCAAGUGCUGCCGGCCCGACUCCCGCUUCCCCUCGCUGCACCACUCCUCCAACCCUAUUGAGCGCUGCAACUCCAUCGCGUUCGGAGGGUACCUGAGCGAGGUGGUCCAUGAGAACACGCCCCCACGCACCGAGCACGACGGCCUGGACGUCAUGGUGGGCAAGAAGAAGGGCAUCCAGGGUCACUACAACUCCUGCUACCUGGACUCCACCCUCUUCUGUCUGUUCUCCUUCAGCUCGGUGCUGGAUACGGUGCUGCUGCGGCCGCGCUCCAAGGCCGACGUGGAGUACUACCGCGAGACCCAGGAGCUGCUGCGCACCGAGAUCGUCAACCCGCUGCGCAUUCAUGGGUACGUGUGUGCCACUAAGGUGAUGAAGCUGAGGAGGAUCCUGGAGAAGAUGGAGGCAGCGUCUGGGUUCACGUCGGAAGAGAAAGACCCGGAAGAGUUCCUCAACAUCCUCUUCCACCACAUUCUGAGGGUGGACCCCCUCCUCAAGCUGAGGUCGGCCGGCCAGAAGGUCCAGGACUGCUACUUCUACCAGAUCUUCAUGGACAAGAGGGACAAGGUGGGGGUCCCCACCAGCCAGCAGCUCCUGGAGUGGUCCUUCAUCAACAGCGACCUCAAAUUCGCCGAGGCCCCUUCCUGCCUUAUCAUCCAGAUGCCCCGCUUUGGAAAGGAAUUCAAAAUGUUCAACAAGAUCUUCCCUUCGCUGGAGCUGGACAUCACAGACCUACUGGAAGACACCCCAAGGGAGUGCCGUAUCUGCGGAGGUCUGGCCCUCCACGAAUGCCGCGAGUGUUACGAAGACGGAGACAUCACCGCCGGGAAGAUCAAACAGUUCUGUGACAAGUGCAAUACCCAGGUCCACCUGCACCCCAAGAGGAAGAGCCACCGCCACGGUAAGCUGUCCCUCCCCAAGGAGCUGCAGGAGGGCCUGGGGCGUCAGGGCAGCUUCCCCCGCCAGCGGAUGGAGCUGUUCGCCGUGCUGUGCAUCGAGACCAGCCACUACGUGGCCUUCGUCAAGUACGGCGCCGCCGACUCGGCCUGGCUCUUCUUUGACAGCAUGGCCGACCGCGACGGCGGUCAGAACGGCUUCAACAUCCCCCAGGUUUCGGCGUGCCCCGAGGUGGGGGCCUACCUGAAGAUGAGCCCCGAGGAGCUUCACGCGCUGGACCCCAAGAGCAUCCAGGGCCAGGCGCGCCGGCUGCUCUGCGACGCCUACAUGUGCAUGUACCAGAGCCCCACCAUGAGCCUGUACAAGUAGACCUCCACCCCCCCCCCCGCCCGCCCCCCAGCACCACCGCCCCCCCGACCCCCUCCACCCUCGAGGACAAGAGCCCCGUCCAGAGACACGGGAGGAAGGCCGAAGGGAACCAGACCCGCCGGGCCCCUUCGGUGUGGGGGUGGUUCAGAGUGGCCCUCUCUCUCUCUCUCCGUUCGCUCUCCUCUCCGCCGAAGCUCCCCUUCCUCCUCCCUCCCUCCGGUGUGUCAGGCAGAAGAGAGGGCCGCUCAGCUGGGGGAAUCAGCAUUAGAGAGGGCCUGGUGUGGGGCAGAGGGCCGCUCAGAGCUGGGGGAAGCAGCAGCAGCAGCAGUAGCAGCAGCAGCAGCAGCAGAGAGAGGGCUGGGAAGGAGGGGGAAGCAGCCACUGGCUGGAGGUGGAGAAAGUGUCUGCCCGCUUCGUGCUGAGGCCAUACCAGCCUCCCUGUGCCUCACAUGCAGGCUGCCGCUGGGGGACAAAGAGCAAGGACUCUGCCGAUGGGGACCCCUCAGAGUCCCUCGGAAUAGGAAGGAGGUGUGUGUGUGUGUGUGUGUGUGUGUGCGCGUGUGUGUGUGUGCGUGCGUGUGUGUGUGUGUAUAAAUAUUAGUGUGUGUGUGGGAGGUGUUGUGGAGCUCAUCUCUGCUGACCAGACACGUGGAAAAAAAACAAGACGUGAUGACCGGGGGCCACCUCAUUUACCUUGAGGAGAAGGGAGGUCCUGCCGUCCUUCAUCACUGUUCGGAAGGGAGGGCUUUCCAUUAGGACUCCAAGAACAAAAACAACUCCACCAACCACCACCUUCACCCGGCCCCGCGUGCGAGUGUGUGGGAACUCUCCCUGGUAGCAUCAAGUCUCUCACUGUGUAACAUGUUUGCCGUCGACAGUAUAAACGUGGACCCACUGUACAACCGCAUCGACCAUGUUCGACAACGACAUUCUUCCAUCGUGCCCAGUAGAUGUCCUUUAUAACAUGUUUCUUUUGCAGCUGAAAUUGUACAGAUGUAGCCAUUGUAUGAGUCCCACUUAAUUGCAUGAGUACCAAUCAAAUGCUGCAUUUCAGGAGGGGACGAACAGAAGACCAUUGGUUCAAUUUUACGCCAGUCAGCGGUUGUGAUUUGUCAAAUAUGAUAUUUCAGAGUUGUGUAUUUUAAUAUAUAUGGGUUUGGUUUUAUCGUACACCGUAGCUUUCGAGACAAAAAAUCUCUGUUAUUAAAUGCAAGAAAAGGGGUUAUUCUACAAUGGCUACGGCUGUAUAUGGGUGGAGGUCUCUGGCCGACCCCAGGUUACUGAGAUGAGGCACCCGCGGAAAUAGAAACAAUUUCUAGUACUCAUGAAUUAACAGUGUGAUGUGAAGAAUCCUGAGUUAACUGAAUCUAAAUUGCGUUUCAAGUUUACAGAUCUAUAUCGCUAUAUCUCUCCAGUCGAUGUGAUAACGCCUACACACAGUGGGGAACCGUGGAAGUAUUUUGCUAUCGCUGCCUUUCAGACAAAAAAAACUCAUAAGAUCUUCCCCCAUCCAUCCUUCCAUCCUUCCAUCCAUCCAUCCAUCCAUCCCCCGUGCAACAGAUGACUUAUACGCGAUUGUGAUCGUUUAUUUAUUAUAUUAUAAUCAACUUAAUCUUAAACCUGUAUUUCCCGUUUUUGAAGAAUCGUGGCGAUACAGUGCUCCCUCGCUACACGUUUGAGUUGUGAGUUGUGGUGGACUCUGUACCAUGGAACUACUGAAUGUUAACCCCGAGGACGCGCCACGGGGAACCGAGCGGGCGCAGGGCUGGACACCUUGGAGCCUGCAGGGUUAAAUAUAUGCAGUAUAUCUAUAUAUUUAAAACACUUCUAAACUCUAUUGUAUGAUGAUUUUGACCAGGUCGAGGAACCUGCUAGAUAAUACGAUAGUUAUGCUCAAUAAUGCAUAACGAACAAAAUACAUGCAUACCAAAGUAUUGAGACAAUGUUUCAUGUCAAAACAUUUUGAGGGGUGGGAUAUCGUUACAAUUGUCCAAUAAUCCAGCAGAAAUACAUUCUAAAUCACAUUCCCUGGUUUGGAUUCCCAUCAAGGCACAAAUUUGUCGAGGCUUAUAAGGAAUGAGGUCUCGGAAAACUACAACUCCCAGAUGCUUGUUCUGCCCGGGCCCCCCCUCCCCAGCCGGGCGCCGCCCCCCCUCUCCCCGACGGGACCUCCGCAGGGUGGAGAGGGGGGCGCGGUGUGCGUGAACUCGUUCUUCACUGCUGAACUUAAAUGCUUGUCACUGACAUGGGGAACGCACAAGUCUCCCGACAGAAGGCGGGACUUUCCUUCUUUCAUCUACAGUGUAGACCGAUGUGUCGGGUGGAAAUUAAUUUCAGUGAUGUUCCUCUAAAUGUUAACUAAAAUAAAACCCGUUUUGAAAGGUA
This is a messenger RNA of Gadus macrocephalus (Pacific cod), 5880 nucleotides long. RefSeq names its product cylindromatosis (turban tumor syndrome), a (gene cyld). The transcript is spliced from 17 exons. Lineage: Eukaryota; Metazoa; Chordata; Actinopteri; Gadiformes; Gadidae. The coding region runs from base 619 to 3495 and encodes 958 amino acids. Gene Ontology annotation, cellular component: cytosol. The record is from RefSeq and is a predicted model, not a curated record. Gene Ontology annotation, biological process: regulation of intrinsic apoptotic signaling pathway; regulation of mitotic cell cycle; positive regulation of extrinsic apoptotic signaling pathway. Gene Ontology annotation, molecular function: K63-linked deubiquitinase activity; cysteine-type deubiquitinase activity.